This is a messenger RNA of Paramecium sonneborni, 528 nucleotides long. NCBI's taxonomy places the organism in Eukaryota, Ciliophora, Oligohymenophorea, Peniculida, Parameciidae. The record is from the annotation of a GenBank genome assembly.
AUGAUUACUAUAAACAUAGAAACCCCAAAUCAUACUAGAUACUAAGGGUUACUUUAUAAAAUAGAUACUACUGAAAACACAAUUUUGUUACAUUCUGUAAUUAACUAUGGAAAAUCACAAAGACCUAUAAAAUAAAUCAUUUCAGAUAACAAGAAACAUAAUUAUUUUAUACAAUUUCCACUAGAAUAUGUCAAAACUGAUACCAUCAUCACUACUAAUAAUGGAAAUUCAUAUAAAGCUUAACUUCAAAAAAUAGAUACUUAUACUAAAUUCCCUAUUUUCUAGAAUAUCUAAUUAGUUUCUAAAUAAUGUUAAGAUAGCGAAAAAAUAAAUAUUGAUUUUAAGUCUCACAGAGUGAUUUCAAUCAAUUAAAAAUAGUAGAUCAAAAUGAAAUAAUCAGUUUAUAAUUAAAAUAAAUCUGUUGAUCUUAAAUAAUCAUAUCCACCUUGUCUCACUAAUAAUUACAGACAAUUAGCUAAAUUUAAAGAAUUCACAGAAUAGAUAGGAUGUAGACCAAAACUAAAGUGA